CCUGUCCGGCGAGAGCCCGGGAGAUGUCAGUGAAGACGGGGACACGCGGUGUCGCGGGAGUGAUAAUGACCGGUAAUAACGGGACGGCGGAGCGACAGCCGGACGAGGAAGAAGAAGAAGAGGAGGAGGAGGAAGGGGAGAGCCGAUGUCCUGGCUGCACGGACAGUCAGAUGCUGAUUAACCAACUAAAGGAGAUCACAGGGAUUCAGGACACAACCUUCCUGACCGAAGCGCUUAAGGCCAGUAAUAAUGACAUUACACAAGCCGUCAGCCUUCUCACCGAUGAGUGUGCCAAGGAGACAGACAGCAGCAUGCUAGCUACUGAGCCGCCUUCUUCUGAGGAAAGUGCUGCGGUUCUUCGAGAAACAAAUGGUCUGGUUGACCCAAUGCAUGAUAAAGAUGACCUUCAGGCAGCCAUUGCUCUCAGUUUACAAGAGGCCACAAAUCAUCAGCGGGAGGCCAGAGACUCCAGAUCCAGCGACCUCCACACUCAGGAGAGUAAAAGCCGCCCCAAGAGGAAACGCUGUGAGGCUUGGGGAGAUGUUCCGAACCCUAACGACCUGAGAAGGAGCGGUGACUGGCCCGUAGGACUGAAAAACAUUGGGAACACCUGCUGGUUCAGUGCAGUAAUACAGUCGCUCUUUCACCUGCCCGAAUUCCGGAGACUAGUCCACAGCUACAGUAUUUCCCAAAGUAUGAUUGAGAGGUGUCGAAGUCGUAGUGAAAAGAGAAACAUUGCUUUUAUGCAAGAACUCCAGUAUCUCUUUGCCCUGAUGGUCGGAUCCAACAGAAAAUUUGUUGACCCUUCUGCUGCCCUGGAGCUGUUGAAGGAUGCCUUCAUGUCGGAGGAAGCCCAGCAGCAAGAUGUCAGUGAGUUUUCCCACAAGUUACUGGACUGGCUAGAAGAUGCCUUUCAACUGGCUGUUAAUGGCGAGAGUCCCGGAGACAAGAAUGAAAACCCAAUGGUGCAGCUCUUUUAUGGUACAUUUCUAAGUGAGAGAUAUCUGGAAGAUAAAACGUUCUCCAAUGUUGAAACCUUUGGGCAAUAUCCUCUUCAAGUAAAUGGGUUCAGCAACUUAAAUGAAUGCCUGGAAGGAGCUAUGUCAGAGGGAGAGAUUGAGCACACUCAGAACGGCAAAACCAUGCAGUACAGACAAGAGCGCUGGUUUACUAAACUUCCCCCGGUGUUGACCUUUGAACUGUCGCGGUUUGAAUAUAAUCAAUCCUUGGGGCAGCCAGAAAAGAUUCACAAUAAGCUUGAAUUACCGGAGAUUAUUUAUAUGGACAGGUUUCUUUACAGAAAUAAAGAGCUUAUUAGGAAGAAGCGGGAGCAGAUCAAGAGACUGAAUAAAGACAUUGACGUUCUCCAUCAGAAGCUGGAAAGGUACCUAAAGUACGGUUCUGGUGCCAACCGAUGUCCCCUUCCUGACAUGCUUCAGUAUGUGCUGGAGUUUGCGAACACAAAGUGUGCAGCAGGAAGCCAUGCUGUGGAUGUGACAGAUAUUUCGGUGCUUUCAGCAGAUGACUCCGGUUCCUCCAGUACGCAACCACAGGAAAAUGGUUUUGUAGCUAAUGGAUGCAAUGAACUUUUGGAGGGUGAUGAACCAACACUUUCUAGCCAGUCCUUAGAAAGCUUCUCCUCAACACCUUCUCUGCAAAGCCACUUAAUGGUUUCUGACGCUCCAUCUCCCCGAACUGUUACUCAGGAAGAACUCCGCUCUGUGGAGGCCUGUUUGCUGAGGUGGAGAGCCGAGGUGGAGCAGGACAUUCAAGACUUGAAGAAUUCAACUGCCCACAUCAGGAAAACAGUUGACGAUAUAUACAAUGAUCCGCAUCUAUUGCAGGUUCCGUACAGGCUUCAUGCAGUGCUGGUUCACGAAGGCCAGGCUAAUGCCGGCCACUACUGGGCAUAUACAUACAGCCACACCAGACAGUGCUGGAUGAAGUACAAUGAUGUAUCCGUGACAGAAGCCACCUGGGAAGAGCUGGAAAGAGACUCCUAUGGAGGUGUGAGAAAUGCCAGCGCGUACUGCCUCAUGUACAUAAAUGACAAGCUGCCGUAUCUUAUUGAGGACCAUGAAACGGGACAACUGGAAGAUAAAAUCAGCAGUCUUCCACCAGGUUUUGUACAGUGUAUUAGAGAGAACAACCAAAGGUUUGAUCACGACGUGGAAGAAUGGGAGGAGGCUCAUUCAUGCAAGAUCCCACAAAUGGAGCCUGUGGUCACUUCAGAAGAGGAGGUCUUGCCUAAUGGCACCGCUCUGUGUUGUGGGGACUUCAAUAGAUCCUUGUCAUCAGAACAUGCCAUGAUCACCAAAGAACAGACCGCCCUUGCUAUAACCAAAACUGCCGAGUCCUAUGCAAAAAACGGAGUGGAAGCUGCACUAGAAGAGCCGACAAAUCCUGAGCCAGAGGAGGCCAGUCAACCCGAUCCCAUCCUCUCUAAUCAGCCAGGGGAGAAGGAGCAGCCGCCCAGCUCCCAGCUUUCCGAAGUGGAGAUUCCCACUGUGGGAAAGAUACUUGUUAGAUCCGAUGCUGAUGGCUAUAAUGAGGAGACAAUGCUGUGCCCUGCCAUGCAAGGCGUCAUCCUGGCCAUACUGAAAGCCCGCCAGGUCUUUGAUCGUGAUGGACCUGAAGCAGGGCUUGUGAAGGCUUUCCGAGAGGAGUACACCCGACUCUACCAGCUUUCUAAGGAGCAAACGUCUCCAUCCAACGACCCCCGUCUGCAGCAUGUGUUGAUCUACUUCUUUCAGAACAAAGCCCCCGAACGUAUAAUAGAAAGAACGUUAUUGGAGCAGUUUGCGGAUAGAAAUCUCAGCUAUGAUGAACGCUCGAUAAGCAUUAUGAAGGUGGCUCGAGCCAAACUGAGAGAGAUUGGGCCCAACGACAUGGAUAUGAAAGAAUAUCAGAAGUGGCACGAGGAUUACAGCCAGUUUCGCAAGGUGUCUGUUUACCUUCUGAGUGGGCUCGAGUUGUACCAGAAUGGAAAAUGUCAGGAAGCCCUCACGUACCUGGUAUAUGCCUAUCAAAGUAAUAGCGCCCUUCUCAGCAUAGGAGCCAAUCGCGGGGUGGAAGAAAAACUGCUUGAGCUUUACAGACGGAAGUGCCUCCUGGACUUAAAUGAUAUGGCUGCCAGGAUGUUUGAGAGUCGUGUAGAAGAGCAGAUCUCUGAAGGCAUCGUCAUCAUGAAUGACCUGAUCAUCCCUUGCAUGCAUCUCAUCUUCAACAAUAAGAUCUCAGAGGAAGACCUGGGCGCUAUCGAGGAAAUGCGGAGUCGUUGGUGCUCAUACCUUGGCCAAGAUAUAGAUGAUAAUCUACAGCAGAAGCUCGGGCAGUUUCUUCCGCGGCUUCUGGACUGUUCCAGCGACGUCAUCGUGUUAAAGGAGCCGCCGAAGAUCCGACCUCACUCCCCAUAUGACCUGUGCAAUCGCUUUGCAGCCAUCAUGGAGGCCAUACACGGGGCGUCCACAGUUAGGGUGAGCUAGGAACAGAAACAUCAUCAAACAGACCACCUCUACACGCUGACAGACAUGGUCACCUCUACCACAGCGCCCUGUCCCUGUGUUAUACACAGAGCGGCCAUAGGAAGAAACCACCGACUCCUUAUGCGGGUUCCUCGCCGGUGGCAGAGGAAGAGUUGGGAAUAAAUGAUUUCUGGACUGUACGAGAAGCCUGUAUGUAUUGUCACCGCUGCCUGGAAGAUGUGAAUGCUCCACAGCCUGCGAGUAUGAAUUAACCCAGGGAUGCUCAGACUACAACUCCCACCAUGCGCUGCUGUAGGCUGUCUGGGCAUGCUGGGAGUUGUAGUUUUGCAACAUCUGGAGGGCUGCAGGUUGGGCAUCCUUGAAUUAACCUGUUUAGUGCCACACUGGACUUGUAGGUGUUAGUGUUCAUAUAGCCUGCUGUCUGUAGGAGCUCCAGCAGAAAUUAGACGGCAUUCUGCACUUUUUAGUAUUAUUUUUCUCUAAUUGUCCAUUUGUUGCCUUAUAAUGUCCAUAAAGACGGGCACCGUUAUUGAGAAACAGGUCAGUAAACAUGACAGGAGAUUCGAGGGACGAUGCCGUGUGCCUAUAUAGGUGGUCUCUAUAGACGUCUGUGUACGGACAAGUAUACGUCUCCCCCCAGCUCCUGAUAUCAAGUCUGCUCACAUUAUUUGUGGACGUGAUGUACGGACGUGAGUUGAUACCGCGAAGCCAUAGCGCUACUGGAGGGCAUUACCGAGGAGUCCUGGCUUUUGACAGAUAAAGAAGAGCUCACAGGCGAGUGCACCUUUCAGAUUGCUUUGCUUUAAAUAAAUCCAACAUCCAUAUCUCUUGCCAAGUAGCUGACAGAAGCUGACUGGGUAAUCGAGAAUUUUUAGCCUGUGGGUGUGGGUUCUUCUCAACAAUCACACAAGCAGCUGCACAAUUCCAUUUCAGCAGGAUCCAGCGGGUGGAAGGAAAGACUAGUGUAAGGCGCCAAACCCCAUUGGGAUCUGGCAAGUAAGGGCUCUUGGCUCUCUUCUCCUGGAAACUGAAAGAACAAGAGAAUAUCAGGGAAAUUUUAAACUGGCAUCUGAACAAUGUUCACCCAUUACCGGGGGCAAAAAAUAAAACCGGGACUUUUUCUGUGCCUUUAAUUGCUCCUUCCAUUUCUGUUUUUAGAGACGUGGCUUCCUUUUCCAUUAAAUAUGUAAACCAGUAUUGAUGUGCCUGGAAAAAAAAAAGCUCAUGUGUCAUUGCCAAUGUUGCUGCCAGCUGUGCCAAAACCCAUUGUGAAAUGCGCACGUGUGAGCUGCAUGCCACUCUUCCUCUGUUACUCCACAUACGGGUGACGUUUUCUCCUGACUUUUGUGUGACAUUUUUACAUUUAGCAAUAAGUUCAGUCCUUUAUUGUGUUUUUUAUGUGCAAUAAAAUAUUUGUUUUU
Messenger RNA from Bufo bufo (common toad), 4906 nucleotides. It is a transcript of the gene USP28, whose product is annotated as ubiquitin specific peptidase 28. Gene Ontology annotation, molecular function: cysteine-type deubiquitinase activity; cysteine-type endopeptidase activity; protein binding. Gene Ontology annotation, cellular component: nucleus; cytosol. Gene Ontology annotation, biological process: protein deubiquitination; regulation of protein stability; DNA damage checkpoint signaling. The coding region runs from base 24 to 3485 and encodes 1153 amino acids. The record is from RefSeq and is a predicted model, not a curated record. The transcript has 26 exons. NCBI's taxonomy places the organism in Eukaryota, Metazoa, Chordata, Amphibia, Anura, Bufonidae.